Messenger RNA from Xenia sp. Carnegie-2017, 682 nucleotides. Its product is annotated as kinesin light chain 1-like. Gene Ontology annotation, cellular component: kinesin complex. Gene Ontology annotation, molecular function: protein binding. The record is from RefSeq and is a predicted model, not a curated record. NCBI's taxonomy places the organism in Eukaryota, Metazoa, Cnidaria, Anthozoa, Malacalcyonacea, Xeniidae. Bases 26 to 682 code for a protein of 218 amino acids. The transcript is spliced from 3 exons.
CAAUCUGGGUUUGGUUUACAGUAAAAUGGGAGAGUACGAAAAAGCAAAAGACUUUUAUGAACGAGCGAUGAAAAUAGAAACUAAAGCAUUUGGACCUGAUCAUGUUAACAUUGCGACAACGUACAGCAAUCUGGGUACGGUUUACAGUAAAAUGGGAGAGUACGAAAAAGCAAAAGAUUUUUAUGAACGAGCGAUAGAAAUUGAAACGAAAGCAUUUGGACCUGACCAUGUUAAUAUUGCAAUAAGGUACAACAAUCUGGGUUCGGUUUACAGUAAAAUGGGAGAGUACGAAAAAGCAAAAGAUUUUUAUGAACGAGCGAUAGAAAUUGAAACGAAAGCAUUUGGACCUGACCAUGUUAAUAUUGCGAUAAGGUACAGCAAUCUGGGUUCGGUUUACAGUAAAAUGGGAGAGUACGAAAAAGCAAAAGAGUUGGGAAGCUGCGUAUGCGACCCAUCGUUAAUAAACUACAACGCACAUCGGUUUCUAAGUGCAGUAAAUAAAAUGUCUAAAACGUCUGAAAAAGAUUCUAAAGAAGCUCCAACACCUUCAGAGGUUGGCUCACCCCCUUUGCCAAAUGUGAAGAGUUCUUAUUCGGUUCUAGAUAAUGAACAAAAAAGCGAAGGAAAGCCUUCGGAAUCAUCUAGCGCUUCCUGUAGCAAAUCUUCAUCAAACAACCAUUGA